Messenger RNA from Propithecus coquereli (Coquerel's sifaka), 2588 nucleotides. RefSeq names its product tetraspanin 2 (gene TSPAN2). Gene Ontology annotation, cellular component: membrane. The transcript is spliced from 7 exons. The coding region runs from base 64 to 654 and encodes 196 amino acids. Lineage: Eukaryota; Metazoa; Chordata; Mammalia; Primates; Indriidae. The record is from RefSeq and is a predicted model, not a curated record.
CGCCGCUCCCAGCGCUCGGAGCGCGGGCCCGGGGACUCGCGAGCCCGCCGCCAGGGCCGCAGCAUGGGGCGCUUCCGCGGGGGCCUGCGGUGCAUCAAGUACCUGCUGCUCGGCUUCAACCUGCUCUUCUGGCUGGCUGGCUCGGCAGUCAUUGCUUUUGGACUAUGGUUUCGGUUUGGAGGCACCAUAAAGGAUUUAUCAUCAGAGGACAAGUCCCCAGAGUAUUUCUAUGUGGGGCUCUAUGUUCUGGUUGGAGCCGGGGCCCUGAUGAUGGCCGUGGGGUUCUUCGGGUGCUGCGGAGCCAUGCGGGAGUCGCAGUGUGUGCUGGGAUCAGCUAUACGACAUGUCCAGACCAUGUAUGAAGAGGCUUAUAAUGAUUACCUGAAAGACAAGGGGAGGGGAAAUGGGACUCUCAUUACCUUCCACUCGACAUUUCAGUGCUGUGGAAAAGAAAGCUCCAAACAGGUCCAACCCACGUGCCCAAAGGAGCUUCUAGGACACAAGAAUUGCAUUGAUGAAAUUGAGACCAUAAUCAGUGUUAAGCUCCAGCUCAUUGGAAUUGUCGGUAUCGGAAUUGCAGGUCUCACGAUCUUUGGCAUGAUAUUCAGCAUGGUCCUUUGCUGUGCGAUACGAAACUCACGGGAUGUGAUAUGAAGCUGUAUACUUCUACAUGAAAAUUGCAAUCUAGGGCUUUCAUACCAAAUGUCACAGGAGCUGUCUCUCAGCUCAUUUUUAAUAUUCAAAUGACAUUAGGAUCUAAAAUAAUUUGCUGUCAAUUGUACAUUUGCACAUGUAUGUAUGUUUGGCUCAUUACUGGUUUACCCCUUGAGUGACUGCCUCUGUAUGUUGACUGAGAGCGUAUUAAUGUGUGAUCUGUGUUUCUGGUAUAUGCAUUGCACAGAAUGAAAGCUGUCUGCUGGGAAUUCCUGAUUCUUGUUAUGUAAGAAGAACAACCUAUUUAACUCCCAGAAAAAGAUCAAGAAAUUUUGAGAAACUUUUAAAACUUAGCUACUGAUAAAAAGUGAUAAUGGGUCAGUUUCUCAGACUCUAGCCAUUGAAAAUUAGAUACAGCAAAUUCAGGGAUUUCUAGUUAAUGGAAGCAAUAAGCUACAGGAAUGGAGAGAUCACAGUGGAGUGUUAAAAUUGACUGUGUCUGAGUUGGGUGUAAGGGUUUCCUGGGAUUUUUUAUAUACAUCCUCUCCCCAGAAUACAGUAAACCACAGUUUUAGAACUGAACACAUCUGUAAAACUAAAUAUAGCAUGGAAAAUCUAAUUUGAAUAAGUCAUGUUUUCCUAGUAUUUAAAAACAACAACAAAAAAAAACUUUCUCUGGAAAGAGAAGUCACACAGACAACCAUGUGCCCUAUAAAAGUGAGUGUUUAUAGGACUAAAAAAUCUUUUAACAACUUUUUAAGGAAAUAUUCGUUCUUAUACAAAGACAUGUAAAUAUUGCUUUAUUACUUCCUUUUCUGACUCUGAACUACUGCAACCCUCCCAUCCCCAAAACGGCUUUUAUCUCAAAUUCUUCUGUAUUCCUCCAAAUGUAAGGACAGAAAGACUAAAGCAAGAUAUCUGGCAGUUUCAAAUUGUGAGAAAGAGAAUUUUUACUGGCGUUGUAUCUUUGAAAUACCUCAUAACUUGAGUUUACAUAUUUUCCUAAUUUUUUGUAUUUUCUUAUUUAUUCACCUAGAGAAUUCUUCUUCACAGAUUAAGUACUACAGUUUUCACCACUUAAAAUAAGUAAAACAAAGUCCUUCAUAAUUCAAUAUUAUGUUAUGAGCAUCCUUGGCCAAAUCAAAAUAAACAAAGAAAAACAUCUUCUCCCAAUUGUGUGCACACAACAGAAACAAGUUCAGGAAACAGAUAUUUUUAUAUAUACACACAACACAAAAAUAUGUUCUUUCUGUGAAAGUCCCUAUGAAAAUAAAAUUUUCAGGACUUUUUGGAGGUGAGGAGGUCUUAAUUCUUGAGUUUAAGUAUGUAAACCCAAAUUUAGGAUCUAAAUUGGCAUGUUUGUCAGUAAUUUUUAACUAGCAACUUGUUACUUUUAAUAAAUCAUAGAUCCUUAAAAAUUACAUUUUAAAAGGCCACACAAAAGUUGGGGGACUUUGGAAAACCCCAAGUGAACUUCUAUACAAAUGAGAACACAAGUGUUUGGUUGUACACUAAAGGAAAGUAUUGAUAUCAUGCUCCCAAGAAACUUUCACAAAACGUUUUGUUGAUAUAACUGCUUGAAAUAGUCUCACUCCCAUGUAGAACCACGUUUCUCUUUCUGCCAUACUUACUACUGCUACUAACAAUGGAGGAAACUUUUCUAGGAAAAAAGAUUGGAAGCAAGCUAAAAACUUAAUUGUGCAUAGCUAGUUUACUGUGUCUAUAGCUAAAGAAAAGAUUAUUUUAAGAAAAUCACUUCAUGAAAUAAAUAUUUGUACCCCACUAGUUGAGAAAUGUCACUUUUUACGCAAAGAGCAUACAGUCCAGCUCCCUUAGUAGCUUUAGUUCAUCUGUCUUCCUGCAGACAGGAAAAAGGCCCAAGUACAUACUCAGGUUCCUUCCAGCACAGAAUCAUCUCUGGUUCCACAAAAAUG